AAACACACUAAGAAGAAGAAGAAAUGGCGUAACAACACGCACAUGCCUGCGUCUUGCAUAAGAGUCUCCGAAUACAACUACUUAAUUGUCUCUACAAAAUUGUAUGCAGUUUUGCAGCCUGCAUUGCGUCUCACAGACCCAAACAAAUUGGGCCCCUCGAAGCCUCUGGUCUCUGACGCCGCUGAGAGUGUGUUUCGGCUAUUACCGCAUGCAGGACGGAGGGAUGGCGGAGAAGCGGGCCACAGUGGCAGUACCUGAAAAGGAAAAGGGGAGUAAAGAGACCCUCAAACGCAAAGGAAAGCCUGUGAAAGCAGCAGAAUCGAUGCCUCUGAAGAAGCCGUUGAGGGAGGUAAAGCAGGGCUGGUUGGUGGGGAAGAUCGCGGAGGAACGGAAGUUGGCUCGCAACAUCGAGUUCAACGAGAAACGUCUCCAUUUUUUGUCCCAGGCCCAGAAGGUUAAACAGGGGGCAGAGGGGGUACUAUACUGGAUGUCCCGAGACCAAAGAGUGCAAGAUAACUGGGCAAUGAUCUAUGCCCAGAAACUUGCACUGGAGGCUCAUCUGGCCCUACAUGUGUGUUUCUGCUUGGAGCCAGAGGUCCAAGGUGCCACACUCCGUGAAUACCACUUUAUGCUCAAGGGUCUUGAGGAAGUUGCUGAGGAGUGUGGUGUCCUUGGGAUACAGUUCCACCUGCUACGUGGCUCAACUGAGGUGACGCUACCAAGCUUUGUCCAGGAAUGGGGUCUGGGUGCCGUGGUGACUGACUUCUCCCCCCUCAGGACCCCCCUGAAGUGGUUGGAGGAUGUAAAGAAGGGACUCCCGUCUGAUGUUCCCUUCAUUCAGGUGGAUGCCCACAACGUGGUCCCCUGCUGGGUCGCCUCAGAAAAGCAAGAACCUUUUGCCAGGACCUUCCGGAGCAAGAUAACCCGGCUGCUGCCUGAGUUCCUCACACAGAUCCCUCUGGUUGACAAACACCCAAAUUCUGCCACAAGGCCUGCAAAGCCAGUAGACUGGACGCAGACUCUGGCCAGUUUGGAGGUGGACCGAAGCGUGGGAGCGGUGGAGUGGGCUCAGCCGGGGAUGGCGGCCGGAACAGCCAUGCUGGAGUCUUUCAUCAACGUGCGUCUGAAGGUCUACGGCCCCCAGCGCAAUAACCCAAACUCUGAGGCCCUCAGCCAGCUCUCCCCCUGGAUCCACUUUGGCCACCUCUCAGCCCAACAGGUGGUUCUACAGGUACAGUGUAACAGGGCUAAGAGUGUGCAGUCAGUCCCGGUCUUUGUGGAGGAGAUGGUGGUACGCAGAGAGUUGGCUGACAACUUUUGCUACUACAACAAGAAGUAUGACCAGGUGGAGGGUGCGGCUGCUUGGGCACAGAAAACUCUGAAGGACCACGCUGGAGAUCCCCGCCCAUACAUCUUCACUUGUGACGAGCUAGAGAAAGCCAAGACUUCUGACAACCUCUGGAACGCCGCCCAGUACCAGAUGGUUUUAGAGGGCAAGAUGCACGGGUUCAUGCGGAUGUACUGGGCCAAGAAAAUACUGGAGUGGACCUCCUCACCAGAGGAGGCGUUGUCCAUUGCCAUCUACCUCAAUGAUCGCUAUGAGCUGGAUGGUCGGGACCCCAAUGGAUAUGUAGGCUGCAUGUGGUCCAUAUGCGGGAUCCAUGACCAGGGUUGGAAGGAGAGGCCUAUAUUUGGGAAAGUGCGCUACAUGAACUAUGCCGGAUGCAAUCGCAAGUUUAAUGUGGCGGAAUUCGAGAGGCAGUACUGUCCGAAAAAGCUGUAACUACAUUGGUGGAUAGUGCUGCCUUCUGCAGCAAGUUUGACCUUGGCCUCUCGACACAAUACUUAUUUACAAUACCAGCUAUUUUCUCUAAUACACCGCAAUUCCCAUAACAUAAAAAAACAUUUACAGUGUGCUUGGAUUGUGGAUCAUGCUAGACUGGUCGAUUUUUGAAGUGGUUUCACCUUCAGAAUUAAUUUCAACAAAUGAAACACAAAAACUUGCUGUGGAUACUUCUGACAUAAUCUGGAUUUGGCAUUAAAGCUUGAUGAGUAGAAUGUUGCUGGUGCUUCAAACCACAACCAGCUGUUAGCUGUUUCACGUUUUGUUUUUCCAUUUUUGUCAUGCGUAGUGCCUUAGCUUAGAGCAUCUGCUUUUUUUUUGUGGCGAGACCUGAGAGGAACCACAGGAAACCAAACUCUCUCACCACUAGAGAAAGUGUUUUGUGUCAAGAUGCCUCUCAGUUGGAACAUUUGCCACACAUUUAUUCAUUCUUUUUCCUUUUAUAUAAGCAAAAUUUAAAUUCUACCUCCAGUAAAGAAGCAAACUUUAUUCAGUGACAUAAGUAAAACAUCAUUUGUACUCGUUUGAAUAAAUAAUUUUGAUAAAACAAAAA
Conger conger (European conger) is the source of this 2396-nucleotide messenger RNA. It is a transcript of the gene cpdp, whose product is annotated as CPD photolyase. The record is from RefSeq and is a predicted model, not a curated record. NCBI's taxonomy places the organism in Eukaryota, Metazoa, Chordata, Actinopteri, Anguilliformes, Congridae. Bases 104 to 1783 code for a protein of 559 amino acids. Gene Ontology annotation, biological process: photoreactive repair. Gene Ontology annotation, molecular function: deoxyribodipyrimidine photo-lyase activity. The transcript is spliced from 10 exons.